Messenger RNA from Capsella rubella, 792 nucleotides. RefSeq names its product multiple organellar RNA editing factor 8, chloroplastic/mitochondrial. The coding region runs from base 136 to 597 and encodes 153 amino acids. Lineage: Eukaryota; Viridiplantae; Streptophyta; Magnoliopsida; Brassicales; Brassicaceae. The transcript has a single exon. The record is from RefSeq and is a predicted model, not a curated record.
GAAUGUGUGCUUCUUGUUCUUCCCCAUCUCUCUCUCUUCUUUCCUUUCAUCCUCUCUCUUCCUUAUCACUUUGAUCUUAUUCCAAAUCUUCUCUCUAGGCUCAUAUAUUUUGUCAGACAAAUAAAACUUCUGACAAUGGAAGCAACCAGAUUCUCUGCUCUGUCAGCUCUUCUUCUACUGUUUAUGUCACUGCCUCUCUCUGUGACUUCAAAGGACCAAACUGUUUCUUGCACAAUGUGUUCCUCUUGCGACAAUCCAUGCAAUCCCGUCUCUUCUUCUUAUCCUCCUCCUCCUCCAAGCUCCGGUGGCGGUGGUUCUUACUAUUACUCUCCUCCUCCUCCUCCUCCUUCCAGCUCAGGUGGUUCUAAAUACCCGCCUCCUUACGGCGGAGACGGUGGACAAGGUUACUAUUAUCCGCCUCCAUAUAACGGAGGUUACGGGAUGCCGUCACCGCCGAAUCCGAUCGUUCCUUACUUCCCGUUUUACUAUCACACACCUCCUCAGGGCCACGGGUAUUCAGAUUCUGGAUCGGAUCGUUUACAGGGUCGUUCUCUUCUCUUUGCUCUCUUCGCCGCCGUGCUGCUCUGUUUCGUGUGACGGAGAUUCAUAUAUGGAUUUACCUACCUACCUGGAAAUGAUCAACGAUGUAUCAAGAACUGAAUUAUCUUUUACCAUUAUAACUUCUUACAUUUUUGUUGACAGUUUGUAUUUAAUAUUAUAUAUUUUUAAUCAAUUUAUAACUACUCCGUUGUUCAGUAUCUUCAGAUUAUAUGAGAUAUUGGUUGAUAUGAA